Molecule: messenger RNA, 916 nt
Organism: Polypterus senegalus (gray bichir)
Lineage: Eukaryota; Metazoa; Chordata; Cladistia; Polypteriformes; Polypteridae
Product: butyrophilin subfamily 3 member A2-like
Exons: 5
Coding region: 113-697 (194 amino acids)
Source: RefSeq, a predicted model, not a curated record
UUUUCUUUAUCUGGGUCACUCUAAAGAUGAGGCUGGCGUUUAUUUCAGAUAUUUAACGGUGCCCUAUCGUGGUCUGGGCCACGGAGACACCCCCAAAACAACAAUUGCAGACAUGUUGUUCCAGCUUCUUGAAGUGUUCUUCAUUUUCAACUCUGAGUUUUCAGAAGGGUCCAUUUCAGAUGUCUCUACAAUCACAGCCUCUCCUGGUGAAGAUGUUUUGCUCAGUUGCUUCUUCAAGCCACAGACAGAACUUGUGGACAGCUACUUAGCUGUGAGGUGGCUUUGUGACUUUUCAGUGGUUCACUAUACAAUCGAUGGAGAAGAUCUGUCUGAUUUAACUUCACACCAAUUUAGAGGAAGAACCCGCAUUUUUCCAUCCCAAUUGUCAGUGGGCAACGCAUCCCUCCUGCUUCAGGAUGUUACACUUGAUGACACGGGAAAUUACACAUGCAACGUGAUUGGCAACACGCUGAGAUCCACGCAGAUCAUUCAACUGGACAUCCAAGAAUCCUUCCUACCCUGCAUUGUCGGGACACCGUGUGUCUUCUUCGCAAUCAUCUGCGUUUGUCUCUUUAUCUUCAAGCACUUUAGAAAAAAGAAUAUCAAAGAUGUGAAAGGUCUGCUUGAGUUGUUCUACCGAAGAGGGGAAAAAAUGGAAGAUAAGGAAGAAAACAAAUUGCAAGUAACUGUCAUCUGAUAUGUUUUUGUUUUAGAAUCCCUAAGACGUCUGUUUGAGCAAAGACCAGCCUCUGAUUCAAGUGCGACCAAAGAAGAGAAAAAGCAAAAGACACUUUAAGGGAAACUCAGGAGGUCCGUUAUUGAACUAAAGAACUGCUUAGGGAAGUCAUUUUGUAAUGGAAGACAUGCUGUUUUAUAGUGCACAUCACUGAAAUAAAGUAAAACAUGCUGAUUUGUA